This is a messenger RNA of Peronospora belbahrii, 513 nucleotides long. The record is from the annotation of a GenBank genome assembly. NCBI's taxonomy places the organism in Eukaryota, Oomycota, Peronosporomycetes, Peronosporales, Peronosporaceae.
AUGGUGGCAACUGCAAGCGAUCCAAACUGUGUGGAGCCAGCAUGCGCCGACAAGAUGGAGUUUUUCAAGACGUCAAUAGGCAAAAAGACUAGAAAAACAUCUACACAAGAAUCUACACAUGUCAACGAUUGCCCAUUAGAUCGACAGGAACUGGGGAAUGCCACUUGGGGACUGCUGCAUUCGAUUGGAAUUUACUAUCCAAACAAUCCAUCAGUAGAGUACCAAGCUAAGGCAAAGACCUUUAUCGAGGCAUUGGCACUGAUGUAUCCGUGCGUAGAUUGUGCCCAAGAUUUUCAAAACGAGGUUGCCAAGUCUCCACCACGCGUGGAGUCGCGCACAACUUUCUCAAUGUGGCUGUGCGAGCAGCACAACAUUGUAAAUCGUAAGCUUCACAAACCUGUGUUUAAAUGCACAAUGACGAAUCUAGAAGAGCGAUGGCGAAAAGGCAAACCAUCGUGCUGGGGCAAAGACGGUGACGAAGAUUCUGCUCAGGACUCUCUGGGUAAAGAGUAA